UGGAAAGCCCAGCAGGGCAAAACUGCGUGCAUCGCAGAGCGUCACUUCACUCUCCGCGCGGCCACGUCGGAUGCAGCGCCGUGGCUCCCGGAGUCUCAUCACCGGCGACUUGGCAACGCUUGGCCCGAAUAUGCAGUGCCCAGCUCGGCGGUGAAGUGCCGCUCACUCCGGAAGGAUAAGUCCCGUCCGACGAAGCUGUCACGUGCGAAGCGGCAGGUUUAGUGAUUGCUUUCUUCGUGACAUCUGCGGCAACUCGGGGUGGAAUCAUGCAAGCAGCGCACCUGGUGAGCCGGUUCACGGUCUGGGACUACGCGGUGUUCGGCGGCAUGCUCUGCGUCUCGGCCUCCAUCGGCAUCUACUACGCGGUCAGGGGCGUCCGCAAGGGCGCCACCACCGACGACUUCCUGAUGGGUGGCCGCAGCAUGAGCGUCUUUCCCGUGGCGCUCUCCAUCCUGGCCAGCUUCAUGUCGGCCAUCACGCUGCUCGGCACGGCCUCCGAGAUGUACAUCUACGGCACGCAGUACCUGUUCAUCAUCUUCUCCUACUGCCUCGUCAUCCCGGCCACGGCGUACCUUUACAUGCCCGUCUUCUACGGCCUGCACGUCACCAGCGCCUACGAGUAUCUGGAGCUCCGCUUCAAUCACGUCAUUCGAGCCAUUGGGUGUAUAACGUUCUCCUUACAAAUGCUCAUCUACAUGGCGAUCGUGCUUUACGCACCGUCACUUGCACUUUCUCAAGUGACGGGAAUCAGCGUGUGGACGUCGGUGCUUUCCAUAGGCAUUGUCUGCACUUUCUACACAAGCAUUGGUGGAAUGAAAGCUGUCGUGUGGACGGACGUGUUCCAAAUAUGCCUUAUGUUUGGCUCCAUGCUCAUGAUCGCCAUCCGCGGAGCGUACGACAUCGGCGGCAUGAAGGUCGUCUACAACAGUGCCUCCGAUGGAAACAGAGUCGAAUUCUUCAACUUCAGCCUCGACCCGACCGAGAGGCACACCGUCUGGGGUCUCUUCAUCGGCUGUUUCUUCACUUGGAUGUCGGUGUACGCAGUCAGCCAAGCAAUGGUUCAGCGAUACCUCACAGUUUCCAGCAUGAAGGGUGCUCGAAUCGCCAUCUGGAUCAACCUUCCUGGACUGACGUUUUUGAUGUUGAUCUGCGCUCUAGCCGGCCUCGUCAUGUACGCACGGUACCAAGAUUGCGACCCGCUGCUGACCAAGAAGGCGACAGCCCCUGACCAACUGCUUCCUCUAUACGUCAUGGACAUCCUCGGAAGCCUGCACGGAAUCCCUGGCCUAUUUGUCUCCGGCAUAUUCAGCGGCGCUCUGAGCACGGUUUCAUCCGGCGUGAACUCCCUGGCUGCCGUCACACUCGAAGACAUCAUCAAGAGGUAUAUCAAGAAGGACAUGAGCGACCGCUACGCUACGAAUCUCACCAAAAUGAUCGCCAUGUCGUUCGGCCUGGUCGCCAUUGCUCUCGUCUACGGAGCCCAAAUGAUGGGCAACGUUCUUCAAGCUGCACUCUCCAUCUUCGGAAUUGUCGGUGGACCGCUUCUGGGUGUCUUUACGCUAGGGAUCUUCUUCCCCUGCGCCAACAGCAUUGGCGCCGGUGUAGGCACCAUCACCUCCCUGGCGGCUUGUUUCUGGAUCGGCUUCGGCGCGUUCGCCACGAAGCCAGCGGUGCGCAAGGCCCCGGUCUCGGUGCUCGGAUGCAUCGGCGAUUACCUGAACGCCACGGGACAGGACGUUAACAACAUCACCUACCCCAGGCCUGUCGACAUUGCUGACGCCAACAAGGACAUCCUCUUCGUCUACCGGAUAUCGUACGUCUGGUACAGCAUGAUCGGGUGCGUCUUAGUCGUCGUCAUUGGACUCGUCGUGAGCCUGUUGACAGGAUGCAAGAAACCAAGCGAGGUGAACCCGCGGACGAUCCACCCAAUCUACAACUUCCUCUGCGGUGUGAUGCUGCCGGCCUCCCUUCACGACAAAUUCAUGGUGAAGAGCGUGGACGAGUACGAGGUCGAGCACAUGAUCGAGCUGGGAAGAUCGAAGAAGGCCCGUUCCGACAUUUCUUCCGACGGAAACGACAACGUUGGCUUCACCUGCUGUGGCGAGAAACCCACCAUCAACGGCCUCGUGGCACCUGCCGAUUCCUCCAAGGCGACAGUGAAUGGCACAGCUACCAACGGCAGCAUCAUCCAUCGACGCUCUGCACCAGGUGGCGGAGGCGUCGUCUCUUCCAGCCCGGAAAUGAUCGCCUUUCGCCCAAUCACGAAUGGGCACUCGCAGGUGCCAUCGGCAAAAACAGAAGCCACAAACACUUAUUCGAGCGAUACUUCUGCGAUGUCUUCUGCGAGAUCGGCGCCUCCUGAUCCUCCCCUCCAUCAGCAGACAACACAUCAUACCACUAAGACUGCAGCCGGCAGUUGCACCGAGGACGCCGGAAAGCUGAUAAACAUCGACUCAGGGGGACUUUCUGGCGCGCGGUCGCCGAGUCGGGAUUCGUGCACAAAAGGCGAUUCCGACGACCCUGAUAUGAACCCGAUGACCAUGAAUAGGGACGCCGCGUCAGUCGAGUCGCAUUUGUCCCAGAACGUUCACAGGUCGCGGCGUUGGGGCUCCUCUAGAAAGGAAAAGCGUCAUCGGGCGAAGCAUUCCUCGUCGCCCGACACCACACGCAGACCUGCGUCACCCAAAUCUGAGGCGGCGGUCAACAAAGCAGCCACAUCACUAUGAAACAUUACCUAUCAAUAUCUCCGAACUGCGAUAUAUGCGCUGGACGCACUGAUAUAGUAUGGUAUAGUAUACAUGUUAAACCUGAUACGCACGAUCACAUGUAUGGCAGCUGCACUAGGCCACAUCGGGCAUCUUUCUCGUUCUUCAUAUUUUACGGCUUGAACUGCGUCACAGACGAGUUGCGAACAGACUGCGAUCCUUUGGCAGCUGCUUAUUUUCUGUGCCUGACGUGGACGUACGAUGGUAACUCUGAUGUUGAUUACAGCAGGGUGAGUGCGCACACGGCUGCCUCAUCCGAGAAUCUAGACGUGACGCUGAGGACUAUUGGCGUUUACAGCCGGCGAGCCCCGCGCGUUGCCAGGCUCCAUUUAAAACAAAGCGUUCGCUUACUCUAGCUUUGUGCAUUUCUCAAUGUCUCAUCAUUUUACAAUAAAAAAGCCAAAAACAACGUUAUAUGACGACGAAA
This is a messenger RNA of Dermacentor albipictus, 3192 nucleotides long. RefSeq names its product sodium-coupled monocarboxylate transporter 1-like. Gene Ontology annotation, cellular component: membrane. The record is from RefSeq and is a predicted model, not a curated record. Gene Ontology annotation, biological process: transmembrane transport; sodium ion transport. Gene Ontology annotation, molecular function: symporter activity. NCBI's taxonomy places the organism in Eukaryota, Metazoa, Arthropoda, Arachnida, Ixodida, Ixodidae.